Messenger RNA from Neltuma alba, 762 nucleotides. Its product is annotated as protein Ycf2-like. Lineage: Eukaryota; Viridiplantae; Streptophyta; Magnoliopsida; Fabales; Fabaceae. The transcript has 4 exons. Bases 1 to 762 code for a protein of 253 amino acids. The record is from RefSeq and is a predicted model, not a curated record.
AUGACCAAGAUUCAAAACUUAGUUUGUGAUGAAUUAGUUAAGCUGGAAAAUAAACUUCUUAACCGGGGAGGCAAUGAAGAAGAAGGAAAAGAACACCACACUGAGGAGGAUGAAAAUGAGCGGCCACAACAUGAUGAAGUUAUGACUGUAGAGAGCGGAGAAACACAUGAAAGUGGUGACAAAUUGCAUGAUGAUGAACAGCAAGAAGAAGAAGAAGAAGAAGAGGAAGAUGAAGACGAGAACGACAAUGUGAGAGAAGAUGAAGCUGCAGAUAAGGAUACUGAAGAUGAACAGGCAGCUCAAACGGAAGAAGGGAAAAUGGUGGGCAAAGCAGUGCAGCUACCCACAAGGAGGUCAAGUAGACGUAAAGUCCCAGCAGUUAAAUCUCCUUACAUGUCUACUUAUGGCAGAAAGGUGAAAAUGAGUGACAGGGAUGCAUUUUAUACUGUGUGUACUGAGUGGUGUCAACCAGAUGAGGCUCAAGAGGUCAUGGUAGAUAUGUUUGGGCAUUUGGCAACACGAUCAGACCUACAAGCACUGGGUCCCAGAAGGUGGAUAAGCAACAGGAUCAUGACUCUGAUUGCCCACACCUUGAACGCUGACCAACAUGAGAGUGCCUCUGCGGUUAAAAGACACAUAUUUGAUGCAGAUUUCACGGUUAGUGCUAUCCCCUGCAAGGAUGGUGCAGCAACACACAGCAUGGCAAGUGGACAAACACCUGAAAGAACUACUUCCCCAACACGUGGGAUACAAUUUGGCUGA